CUCUGCUGUGAGAAUUACCAGUAACAGUUCGGUAUGGGCGAUAUUCUGGCUCACGAAUCUGAAUUACUUGGCCUAGUGAAAGAGUAUUUAGAUUUUGCUGAAUUUGAAGACACUUUGAAAACAUUUUCGAAAGAAUGCAAAAUAAAAGGAAAACCAGUAUGUAGGACAGGUGGAUCUUUAAGAGACUCCAGGUCACUAAUAAUUCAGAAGGAGCUCCUUGCUGCCUUCGACAGCGGAGAGCAGAAGGUGUUCUUCGAUCUGUGGGACGAGCACAUUCCCAGGUGUGUCCGCGAGGGCGACUCCCUUGCCCAGAAGUUGGAGUUCUACGUCCACAUCCAUUUCGCCAUCUAUCUACUGAAGCACUCUGCCGGGAGGCCGGACAAAGAGCAACUGGAUGACAGAAUUUCUUUCUUCAAAACUUUCUUGGAGACCAAAGGGGCAGCCCUGAGCCAGACCACCGAGUUUCUUCCUUUCUAUGCCCUUCCCUUCGUGCCCAACCCGAUGGUCCACCCCUCGUUUAAAGAGCUCUUCCAGGAUUCCUGGACUCCAGAGUUAAAGUUGAAGUUGGAAAAGUUUCUAGCUUUAGUUUUUAAAGCUAGUAACACCCCAAAACUCUUAACCAUCUAUAAAGAGAAUGGACAAGGUAACAGAGAAAUGUUGCAGCAGCUGCAGCAGCAGCUGGUGGAGGCGGAACGCAGGUCAAUGACCUACCUGAAGCGGUACAACAAGAUCCAGGCAGACUACCACAACCUCAUCGGGGUCACGGCGGAGCUGGUGGAUUCCCUGGAGGCCACGGUCAGUGGCAAGAUGAUCACCCCCGAGUACCUCCAGAGUGUCUGCGUCCGCCUCUUCAGCAACCAGAUGCGGCAGAGCCUGGCGCAUAGUGUGGACUUCACGAGGCCCGGGACGGCUUCGACCAUGUUGCGAGCCUCCUUGGCACCCGUGAAGCUGCAGGAUGUCCCACUACUGCCCUCCCUGGAUUACGAGAAACUGAAGAAGGAUUUGAUCUUUGGGAGUGACCGCUUGAAAGCCUUCUUGUUGCAGGCUCUGCGCUGGCGCUUGACCACAUCCCUUCCUGGGGAGCAGAGGGAGACGGUCCUGCAAGCCUACAUCAGCAACGACCUCCUGGACUGUCAUAGCCACAACCAGAGGAGCGUGCUCCAGCUGCUGCACUCCAAGAGCGAGGUGGUGCGGCAGUACAUGGCCCGGCUGCUCAACGCCUUCGCGUCGCUGGCUCAAGGUCGCCUCUACCUGGCCCAGAACACAAAGGUGCUGCGGUUGCUGGAGGGACGGCUAAAGGAGGAGGACAAGGACGUCAUCACCCGUGAGAACGUGCUUGGGGCCUUGCAGAAGUUCAGCCUCAGGCGCCCACUGCAGACAGCGAUGAUUCAGGAUGGCCUCAUCUUCUGGCUGAUCGACAUCCUGAAGGACCCCGACUGCCUGUCCGACUACACACUGGAGUACUCGGUGGCUUUGCUCAUGAACCUCUGCCUCCGGAGCGCAGGGAAGAACAUGUGCGCCAAGGUGGCAGGCCUCGUGCUGAAAGUUCUCUCAGAUCUGCUUGGCCACGAAAACCACGAGAUACAGCCGUACGUGAACGGAGCUCUGUACAGCAUCCUUUCGGUGCCGUCCAUCCGCGAGGAAGCAAGAGCAAUGGGAGUGGAAGACAUCCUGCGUUGCUUCAUCAAAGAAGGCAGCGCCGAGAUGGUCCGCCAGAUCGAGUUCAUCAUCAGGCAGCUCAACUCUGAAGAACCGGACGGUGUUCUUGAAUCUGAUGAUGAUGAAGAUGAAGAUGAUGAAGAGGACCAUGACACCAUGGAAGCUGAUCUGGACAAAGACGAGCUGAUCCAGCCCCAGCUUGGAGAGCUCUCAGGCGAGAAGCUUCUGACCACGGAGUACUUGGGAAUCAUGACUCACACGGGGAAGACGAGGCGAAAGGGGCUGGCCAGUGUGCAGUGGAGCAGCGACGAGCCCCUGCGCCGGCCUGUCACCCCCGGCGGCCACAGGAACGGGUACCCAGUGCUGGAGGACCAUCUCACUUCCCACACUGCCCGACAGGCCCUGCCAGACCAUCACCGGGCCGUCGGCAAGGAGGGCCGGCCUGGUGCUUCCGAGUCCUGCGUUUCCUCUCCACCAGCUGUCGAGGCCCAGCCAGGUUGGUGGGUGCCAGGAGGACGUCAGGAGGAGCCUCACCUGUCCCCCACAGCAGCCCCCAGCCAGCCAAGGGAGGUGCCCUGGGACCCGAGCAGUGGAGAUACCACCAGGGACUGUGCAAUGGCCUUCACCUGCAAGUCCCGGGCCCCCCGCGCCCCGGAGAUCCUGGACCUGAACUCCCCCAAGGCAAAGGCGUCAGUGCUGGCCCCUCAGCUGUCCCCAUGCGGCCCCCAGCAGGCCAGCCGCCCUGGCUCCACCGCUUCCUCCGUGAGGAGCCUGCAGAGCAACCAGAGUUACAGGAAGUGAGGAUGGAGGCUUUCCCCGGUGUCGCCGUCACGUUGCCUGAGGACCAGCCAGCUUCCCGUUCUCAGCCAGCGGCAGCUGCGGGCCGGAUGUGAAGAGAUAGCUAUCCCCGGGCGGCAGCCCAGGAGCAAGGCCAUUGCGGCCCACCAUCCGGGGCUCUUUCUCCCCCAGCAGAGCCUGUGACUCCCGUCCUGGCGGGAACCUCUCCUGAUCACCGUUGGCACCAGAGGAGGAGGAGGGCUUUUGCCCUCGGCAGACCUCCUGGCCCCGGGAGGGCUCCGGAUUCCGCAGCCACAGCCCCUGGCCCUGGGUGUGGACAGUGCACGGCCACACCAGCCAGCAGGGUUCAGCUCCCGGCCGGGAGGAGGCCCUUCUAGAGAGUGGCCGUGUGCUGUGUCUGCUGGCCAGGGCCACCUCGGUGGGGACCAGCUUCCGCACUCCCACCAGCUAGUAGGAGGCAGGAGGGACCCGCGCAACCUCAAACCGCGUGCCUCGGCUGCCAUUGGGUAUUUUCUGCCUGUUUUAAAAUCUGAGGAAGAAGCAGCCAGGCGGCACAGUCCAUCGUGUGCUGGAAGCCACGGGGCGACUGCGGGUCGUACGUCCCCAAGUCAGCCUCAGACUCGCCGGGUGCAUGUGCGCAUGACAGAUCCUGAGCCAUGGGAGGACGCGGCAAGGGGAUCGAGGUGUGGCGACCCUGUCGAGAAUGCUGUUUCUCUCUCUCUCUCUCUCUCUCACACCCUCUCCCUCUCCCCCCCACACACAUACACACA
This is a messenger RNA of Tupaia belangeri chinensis (Chinese tree shrew), 3227 nucleotides long. It is a transcript of the gene ARMC9, whose product is annotated as armadillo repeat containing 9. The record is from RefSeq and is a predicted model, not a curated record. Gene Ontology annotation, cellular component: centriole; ciliary basal body; ciliary tip. NCBI's taxonomy places the organism in Eukaryota, Metazoa, Chordata, Mammalia, Scandentia, Tupaiidae. Gene Ontology annotation, biological process: cilium assembly. The transcript is spliced from 24 exons. Gene Ontology annotation, molecular function: protein binding. The coding region runs from base 34 to 2460 and encodes 808 amino acids.